Molecule: messenger RNA, 287 nt
Organism: Entamoeba invadens IP1
Lineage: Eukaryota; Evosea; Mastigamoebida; Endamoebidae
Exons: 1
Source: RefSeq, a predicted model, not a curated record
AUGAGAACUUUAAUCUUCUUAUCAUUUACAGUAUUUAUUGCAUUUUCUGCAUCUUCGGAUGAAUGUCUUACAACUGUAGACAAAUGCACAUCUUGCAAAACAGAUGAUCCAACAAAAUGUGAAGCAUGUGAAGAAGGAUACUAUGUUAAAGAUGAAAAAUGCACAGCAUGUUCAGAUAACUGUUACAUCUGUACUGAUGCUAACACCUGCUACAUAUGCAAAAUUGGGUAUUAUAAAGAUGAUAAAUCUUGCAAAAAGUGUUCAACUGGCUGUUCAAAAUGUACUGC